Molecule: messenger RNA, 3717 nt
Organism: Cyprinodon variegatus (sheepshead minnow)
Lineage: Eukaryota; Metazoa; Chordata; Actinopteri; Cyprinodontiformes; Cyprinodontidae
Gene: calcoco1a
Product: calcium-binding and coiled-coil domain-containing protein 1-like
Exons: 15
Coding region: 258-2216 (652 amino acids)
Source: RefSeq, a predicted model, not a curated record
ACAGCUCCCACAAUCCAACAGCGAAGCUUGACGCUGUCGUGCAUAUGUUUUGCUUUGUUUUUUCCUUUUUUUGUUUUGUUAUUGUUUCGGGUAACUGUGGCAGCUGGGUCCAAACAGGAUCAAACCCCGCUGAGCUGCAUGUGUUCCCCUGGUUUUCAGCAGGACUAGAGACGCUCUGACUCGCACAGAGAAGUUCCGUUCAGCGCAUCCAGGGCGAUUUAAAGGUAUCAAAUAGCUCGCCACUGUUUUGUGUUGCCAUGGACAAGGCUUGGAGGGUGGAGUUUCGAAAUGUGGGAUGCACCUACUUUCCUCAAAGCAGAGUCGACUGCCACUACACGCUAAGCUCACAGCACAGCUGGGCCAGCAGCGAUUGGAUUGGGCUCUUCAAGGUGGGCUGGUCAUCAGUCAAGAACUACGAAACCUUUGUUUGGGCUCUGGUCCCAGCUGCUUAUCAAGAGGGGAUGGAGGUCAACUGCUGCGUGCACUUCCAGGCCUCCUACUUGCCCAAACCAAGCUCCCAGGAAUAUGAGUUUGUAUAUGUGGAUGCUAAAGAGGAAGUGUGCUCCCGGAGCUCAAAAUUCACUUUCUGUGCACCGAAGCCUCUUGAGGACAUUGUGACCCUCGAGGAAGCGUGCCAUGGUGAGGAUGAAGGCACAGACAUGCUGCUGGUAAUACCAAGGGCCGAACUCCUGCAGAGUCGGCUGCAGGAGUGUCUGCGAGAGCGCGCCGAGCUGCUGCGUGAGCAGGAGGUGACAAAAAGGCAAAGGGAGAGAGACAGGGAGGAACACAAGAGAGAGAAGCAGGAAUGGGACAGACAGCGCAGAGGGUUGGAGCGUGAGCUUGGCAGGCUUAAGGAGGAGCUGAUGCAGAGUCAUCAGAAGAUUGAGGAGAUGGAGAUGACGCAGAAGGAUGAAAAGGCUUUAGGAGAGUGUUUAGCCAAGGAGAAAGCAGCUUUAAUGGAUGCCAAGGCAGCAAAAGAAUAUCUUAUUAGAGAGCUCGAAGAGGAUAUCAAAACACUGACACAAAGAGCUGUGGAAAGAGAAACAGAGUUGGAGAGAAUGAAAGACAGAGCCAAGAGGGCGAUGGCCCUGAGAAAGGAGGAGGAGAGUGAAAGAAAAAGUCUCAAGAGCAAGCUGGAUCAGACUGAAGCCGAGCUCAGAAGUCUGUCUAAGGAAUUUCAGGUUCUCAGGAACUCUCUGGCUCAGAGAGACACCAGCGUCCUGCAGCUCCAGAACACCAUCACAACCCUUACCCAAAAACUCACCACUGCUCACAGGAAGGAGACUGAAAGCGAAGCAUCAUUGAAGGAGAUGCGGAGCCUACGGGAGCGAUUUCACAUGAGUGAACGCACCAUUGAGGGUCUAAAGGGCGAUUUAAGUACCCUGACAGCCCAAAGGGAUCAUGUACAAGCUGAACUGCAUCAGACCCGAGUGCAGGCCGCCCAGCUCACCCUUCAGCUUGCAGAUUCCACAAUGGCCUUGAGAGAAGGGAGAGCAAACUGGGCUCAAGACCGACAGAAUCUGCAGCGCACUGCGGAGCUGGACCAGGAGCGCUGGGAGAAACUCAACACAGAGAUGCAGAAGAUCCAAGAGAGGCUGCAAGAGGAAAAAAUGGAGAGGGUCAAGCUGGAGGUUGAACUAGGCAGAGAAAAAGAUUGCAACCGGGUUCAGCUGAGUGAAACCCGAAGGGAACUGCAGGAGCUGAAAGCCAGCCAGAGGAUUGCACAGAAAGAGAAAGAACAGCUACAAGCAGAGAAACAGGAGCUGAUGGAAUACAUCUGUCAGCUGGAACAGAAGACAGGAACAAUGACCAGUGCCAGGUGGAACGCUGCACCAAUUGCCUCCACAGGGUGUCCUGAGACUGCGUUAUCCGACUCUGAGGAUGAGAGCCCAGAGGCUUUGCAGAUCCUCCAUCCGCAGAGAUCUCUUGGCCACUACAGCCUCUGCGAGCAGGGCCAGCCUGAAUCCCAGCUCCUCUCCACACCUCCGCUCUCCCCGCGGGACAUGGACAGGAGCGUGGUGGUCAUCAACCAGCCAGCCCCUCUCUCCCUGCCACACCAAGGAAACACUGAUACUCUGCCUCACAGCUCUGAUUCGGAGGAGGAAUCUGAUCCAGUUCAGCGAGGAAGGGAAAACUCUGAAGAGGAAACUGCACUUCUGUUGGCUGAAUACAAGGACACAUUUCUAAGUGAUCUGGGAGACACCUCGCUAUGGUGACGGGCGGACCAGCCAAGACAAUGGCAAGCAUUCAGAAAGCAAGAAGGGACUUUGUUUCCCGUUGCAUCAACUAACAAGCACAUAAACAGCACAUUAAAAAAACAAGAAACAAUGUUAUAUGCAAUUACUCUGUAUCUGCCACAAACCUUGCCCCCCACCCCGUACACUAUUGUGUUAUUGCCUCAGCCGUGCCAGCAGCACGAGGUCAGCGUAGUGUUUAUGACUCGCAGAAGACCGUUGCUCAGCUGGAUGCUGCAGGAAUUUUUGGGGCCUGGCAUUUGAGACUUUUCAGUCGGGUAGCAGAAUGAUUCCCGUUGAAUCAUUGCAGCUUCGAGAGCUUUACGACGGAUGUAAUGUCAUUUUUAUGGCGAUUGUGAUUAGGAGUCACGACGGGCUCUGUAAUUAUGAUGUUUUGUGUAGACUCGACUCUGCGGGAAAUCAUGGCAAAGCUCUGCUCUGGUGUUAAAUCCUCCGUCUCCUCCGGUUUGGACACUUUUCAUGGCAGCAUAAAGAAACGCCACAGCACCAUUGAUAAAGAAAAAAUAUAUUGCAAUAAUGCAGGCUUAUGACAUCAUAUUUCUCCCUUUAUACAGACCUAAAAGUUGAUAUGCACUUUUUAUAGUACCAAAUCACAGAUGAUUCAUGCAGAUGCUGUUAGGGUGAUGCAGGCCUUCUUAUGUUGACAGUGUUUAGAAUAAGUAAGCUUAUUAACAGCUGCUAAGAUUGAUUCAACAUGCGGUUGUUUACAAAACUUCAUGUGCUUUUCGCCUACAUUUUUUGUUAUUAAUUAAUCAAAACUUCUUUCCGAUCAUUAAAGAUGCUUUCUUAUCAUUUGAUCACGUUUUUAAAGCUCAUUAUGCUGUCAUCUACUUUUAAAUGUGUGCCUAAAAUAAUAAACGUAGUCAGCAUUUACUGUAGGUGUUUCCUUCUACUCUUAUACUGCCUAAUAAAGAAAACUGCUGCCUCCCUUUUUAAUCAAUGCUGUAUGCAUUUUUCAUGGUUUCCUCUUUUAAAAUGAACUUGAGUUAUGCUGCAAGUAAACUACUUCCAGCUUUAGGUGGAAACCGCCCAUUUCGUGUAGUCUAGCAUAAAAAAAAACUUUUCAUGCUUUGCCUAAGAAAAUCCGCUACAGUGAUGCUUGAUUUCUAUCUGCUGUAUUUGCACCCUGUUUUUACUUUGGAGGAUAUUUUAGACUUAAUAUCAUUACUUAGAGAUUCUGUAUGUUCCGUGUGUGUUUUUUUAUGAUUUCUUUAAAUUUAAAGCUGUGUGUUGUGGUCAUAUUAUGCCUAAGUUUUGACAUUUUUACUGUCCAUUUUCAAACCCUUGCACAGAGCUAGGUGUUGGAGUUUUACUGUUACCAUAUAUUGGUGCUAAUCACACACCACCUAUGUUUAAGUUACAGUGCUUUACAAAAAUAUUCAUAGCCUUCUAACUCUCUCCAAUAUUGAUCAUUAUGAUACAUGCUUAUAAAAGGUUUUUACAAAUAGAAAACGUAGGAGUU